CUCUUUCUUUACAUUCUUUGUUUUGGGCUCUGUUUCUCUUUCUAGGUGAGGAGCAAGAGAGAGAGAGACGCGCACGAUCUAUAUUUAGACACAAAUAUAUCUACAUAUAUACAUGAUACAGUCACAUACACAUAUAUAAUUAUAUGUUUUUUUCCAUAUAGAGAGAGAAGGGAUGGGGUGUUUUCGUUGUUCUGGAGAAUCAUCAAUUAAGAAACCAGAGAAGUUGAGGAAAAACAUUGACUAUAAUCCCCACAAAAGAGCCGAUCAUGCAUCGCCAAAUAGAGAUGCGUCAAAAGUGAGUACGGCUAAAGGUGCGAAGGAAGAGACUGAGGUCCUAAACCAACGUGCCGGGGAAAGGAAGAUGGGUGCUAGUAAGAGCCCUUCUAGUGAUGGAGAGACAAAUAGUGUCAAAGCACGAACCUUUACGUAUGCUGAAUUACUGGCUGCGAUGCAGAAUUUCAAGGCAGAAAACUUUUUGGGCGAGGGCGGUUUUGGAAAAGUUUAUAAAGGUCAUUUGCAGGAGACUGACGAGAUUGUAGCUAUAAAGCAACUUGAUCGCAAUGGAUGCCAGGGGAUUCGGGAAUUUGUAGUAGAAGUUUUGACAUUGAAUAUGGCCAACCACCCUAAUCUUGUUAAAUUGAUUGGUUAUUGUGCUGAAGGAGAUCAGAGGCUGUUAGUCUAUGAGUUCAUGCAGCUAGGUUCAUUGGAGGACCAUUUGCACGACCAUCGUCCAAAUACAAAACGGCUCGAUUGGAAUACUAGAAUGAGGAUUGCUGCUGGUGCUGCAAAAGGCUUGGAGUAUUUGCAUGACAAGAUGAAACCACCUGUUAUAUAUCGUGAUCUGAAAUGCUCCAACAUUUUGCUUGGGGAAGGAUAUUAUCCGAAACUGUCUGAUUUUGGAUUGGCAAAAGUGGGCCCAUCAGGAGAUCAGACGCAUGUCUCCACCAGAGUGAUGGGCACAUAUGGAUAUUGUGCACCUGAAUACGCAAUGACUGGCCAACUGACUUUCAAGUCCGACAUUUACAGUUUUGGUGUUGUUCUUCUGGAGAUCAUUACGGGGAGGAAAGCUAUCGACAAUCGAAAAACUGGUGCAGAGCAAUAUCUUGUUGCAUGGGCUCGACCAUUUUUCAAGGACCGGAAAAAAUUCUACAAAAUGGCUGAUCCAGCACUGGAAGGCCAAUAUCCCGUAAGAGGCUUAUACCAGGCUCUCGCAAUUGCUGCAAUGUGUGUGCAGGAAGAACCCAACAUGCGGCCCCUCAUUGCAGACGUCGUUUCAGCACUGAAUUACCUUGCGUCCCAGACAUAUGAUCCUAGUAGAGUGAAAGGAGAUGGAGAACCGAAAUCUCCCCGAGCUACAGGUCUGAUUUAAGCAGUUUGCUGUCCUCCCGGUUAUCAGUUUUCUCUUCCCUUGGUAACUGGUGCUUGCUACAUAGGAUUAGGUCGUUUGUCCUACCCCGGUCCACCCUCUAUUUAAAUGUGAAUACGAGGUAAUGUAUGUAACAUUCCUUGAUUCGAAGAACAAAGUAAAAUAAAAAAGGGUGCUUUACAAGUUGUUGGCCAUUGAUAGAAAUACAGUUGAUGCAUGAUACAUUAUUGCAUCUGUUAUAUAAAUGGCUUCUCAUUAGUGUACUAUACUGAGUUAUAAAACCA
Olea europaea var. sylvestris is the source of this 1650-nucleotide messenger RNA. RefSeq names its product probable serine/threonine-protein kinase PBL7. Gene Ontology annotation, molecular function: protein kinase activity; ATP binding. The record is from RefSeq and is a predicted model, not a curated record. The coding region runs from base 173 to 1369 and encodes 398 amino acids. Gene Ontology annotation, biological process: protein phosphorylation. Lineage: Eukaryota; Viridiplantae; Streptophyta; Magnoliopsida; Lamiales; Oleaceae. The transcript has 5 exons.